Molecule: messenger RNA, 740 nt
Organism: Corticium candelabrum
Lineage: Eukaryota; Metazoa; Porifera; Homoscleromorpha; Homosclerophorida; Plakinidae
Product: UDP-N-acetylglucosamine transferase subunit ALG13 homolog
Exons: 4
Coding region: 32-535 (167 amino acids)
Biological process (GO): dolichol-linked oligosaccharide biosynthetic process
Molecular function (GO): hexosyltransferase activity
Source: RefSeq, a predicted model, not a curated record
ACAAGUCAACUGUAUAAUUUUUAUCUUUACAAUGGCGACGGUUUUUGUCACUGUCGGCACUACUAAGUUCGAUGAACUAAUAGAAACUGUUACUUCCGACAGUAUCAAGAAGGUACUGUUGGAAAGAGAUUAUGACAGAUUGCUGCUGCAGAUUGGACGAGGAAGCUUUGAACCAGUCAGCAGCAAAGACUCUUCUUUUGUGGUUGAAUCGUACCAGUUCAAGAAUUCUUUGUCAGUUGACUUGCAAGAAGCAAAACUUGUUAUCAGCCAUGCAGGUGCAGGAUGUAUACUAGAGACACUAGAUGUUGGAAAACCUCUCGUUGUUGUUGUGAACGAGAAACUAAUGGACAACCAUCAAUUUGAAUUAGCACGACGACUUCACAAAGACAACCACCUAUUGUACUGCACAUGCAACACUCUUGAAGAUACACUGAGGACAAUGGAUCUCUCAUCCCUGCGCCCGUUCAACCGUGGGCAUCCCGAGAAAUUGGGCUCAUAUCUAGACUCAGUCAUGGGACAUUCCAGCACAGAGUAACAAUCAUUUCUACAAUUAUCAGAAUACUAGUUUAUUACCAAUAAAAAUUUGAAUUUUUGAAAACGAUUUUUAAUGAGCUUUGUUGAUAACAAGUUGCCAACAAAUUAUUAAUAUUUAAUUAAUUAAGUCAGAGGCACGUGACUGUGUGGGUAUCGACAUUGUAGGAAAUUUGUAGCAUCAGUGCUGCAAGUACAAAUUUCUUUGA